UUCACGCGAUCAGACGCUGAACGGAUAUUAUUUACCCCAGAAUCCACAUAAAGCCACCGAUUAAAGAGGAAUAAAGGGAGCACGGAAAUAAAGAAGGGAAAUGUCUGUGGCGGGGUUGAAAAAGCAGUUUCAUAAAGCGACGCAGAAAGUCAGUGAGAAGGUCGGAGGGGCGGAAGGCACCAAACUGGACGAUGACUUCAAAGAAAUGGAAAAGAAAGUGGACGCCACGAGUAGAGCGGUGCUCGACAUCAUGACCAAAACCACAGAAUACCUGCAGCCAAACCCUGCGUCCAGAGCGCGGUUGAGCAUGAUCAACACCAUGUCAAAGAUCAGAGGUCAGGACAAGGGUCCAGGUUACCAGCAGGCUGAAACGGUGCUGGCAGAAGCCAUGCUGAAGUUCGGCCGCGAGCUCGGAGAAGAGUCCAGCUUCGGUAACUGUAUAUUCAGUUUGGCUCUGUUAGACGCUGGUGAAUCGAUGCGUGAGCUCGGUGAGGUGAAAGAUGCUUUAGAUAUAAACGUCAAACAGAACUUCAUAGAUCCACUACAAAACCUGCACGACAAAGAUCUCAAAGAGAUACAGCAUCACCUGAAGAAGAUGGAGGGUCGUCGUCUGGAUUUCGACUAUAAGAAGAAGCGUCAGGGGAAAGUGAUGGACGAUGAGAUUAAACAAGCGCUGGAGAAAUUUGACGAGUCGAAAGAGAUCGCAGAGCAGAGCAUGUUCAACCUGCUGGAGAAUGACAUUGAGCAGGUGAGUCAGUUGUCCGCUCUGGUUCAGGCUCAGGUGGAGUAUCAUCAACAGGCCGCAGAGAUUCUACAGCAGCUCUCCAGCAAGAUUGAGGAAAGGAUAAAGGAGGCGUCAAAUAAACCGCGGAAUGAGUAUGUCCCUAAACCCCGAAUGGAGCUUCACCUGCCGAGUGAGAAUCACAACGGAGGAAUAAACUCUGCAAAAACACCUGAACGCUCACCAGCUCCGUUAGAUCAGCCGUGCUGUCGUGCGCUGUAUGACUUCGAGCCGGAGAACGAGGGCGAGCUCGGCUUCAAGGAGGGUGACAUCAUAACUCUGACCAAUAAGAUCGAUGACAACUGGUACGAAGGCAUGAUCCACGGCCAAUCAGGAUUCUUCCCAGUCAACUACGUGGACAUCCUGGUGCCUCUGCCUCAAUAGGUUCCGCCCACCCCCACGGUUGCCUAGCAACCCAACAGCCGCCUUUAUUGUGCAUCUGUGCUACAGCUUCACUUCCAGUUCCUUUCGAUAAGUGACUCAGAGGAGGAUAAUGAUGAUGUUUAUAGACAUUACAGAGUCACAUGGAGAAACAGUCAAAUGCUCCGUGUGUGUGAGUGUAUUUGUGUAAGUGUGUAUGUGCGCUCCUUGACUCUUGGUUUUAUUGUUUUAUCGCAUUUCAGUUGUUUUUAAUUUAUUUUUUUGCUGGCUCUGCCUUCCUUCUCAUGCACAGACACAGCAUCCUGCCUGAUUCUCGUGACUCGUUAAAUUUACAACAGCCUUUCAACAUCUUUGUUAAUUUUUAGUCUGUCUACACUCUGCAUAAACUCUGUGAAUCCACUGAUUUCAAUGAGGAUGGUGCGAUGCAAUAUUGCAAUGAUUUGCGAAAGUGAUGCUUCAUCACUGCAAUCAACAGUUGUGAAAAUGUCUAUUUUUGCAGCAAAACACUCUAACUUAGGCAUCCAUUGACCGAUGAGACUUGUAGAGGUGUGUCCAGUUUUGUUUUAAGAAAUUAGCAGUUUUCUUGCUUGAAUUUUAAACUUACACAUCUCUUUUCACACCCUCCAAACAGAUCUUAAACAUUCCCAUCCGUCGAAAUGCUCCAUCAGCGCUUUCUGUAUUGUCUAAGCACUCUUGUUCUUCAUUUAAUCUGAAAAGAUGUUGCACUCUAUUUCAUUUUGUCAAAUUGGGUCCUCAUUGCUCCAAUUGUCUGCAGCACAAAGGAAUAUAUUAACCAUCAAAUAUUUUCAGGUUUGACGUGAUUUGGCCACUUGUUGCAUUGUGAAUGGUUUGAAAAACUUGAAUAGAAAGUCUUGUUUGCUUGUUUAAAGUGCUUGUUAUUUAUUGUUUAAAGAGAAAUAAGAAAAUGCAAUAAUGAUAUUAAAAGUAUCUGGUCUGAACAGAGAGUAGUUCGGCUAAUCAACCAUCUAGAAUAGCUUGGACCAGCUAAUGACCAGCUAGAAAUCAUUUAUACCAGCAAACGACAACCUGGGCUGUGUUUCCCAAAAGCAUCGUAAGCCUGAGUAAGUCAUAGAAACCAUUAGCACCAAUGGUCUCUGCGAUCAACUUAAGCUUGCAAUGCUUUUGGGAAAUGCAGCCCAGGUCAUAACAUCUUAAGGUGGUUAAGCUGGUAUUUGGAACUUGUUUGUUGCUGGUCCAAGGUGGUCGACCAAUUCUAACUUGCUGACUAAGAUAGUGUUUCAGCGGAUCAGCCAUGUAUACAUGCUUGGACCAUUUAUUUGUCAGCUAGAAACCUUGUAUAACCAGCUACCAUCAAACGACGACCAGGCACAACCAGGUCAUGACAGCUUAAGGUGGUCAAGCUGAUUUUGGGAACAUGGUAGCUAGUUUUUUACUGGUCCAAAAUGGUCUACCAACUCCAACCAGCUUGACUAAGAUGGUCCACUAGGUUCAGCCUGACCAGCUAGUACUUCAGGUGCUGGUACCACCAGGUGUUCAAGUUGGUGUUUGGCUGGUUUAUUGCUGGUCCAAGGUGGUCAACCAAUUCCAACAUGCUGACUAAGAUAGUGUUUCAGCGGAUCAGCCAUCUAUACAUGCUUACAACAUUUAUUUGUCAGCUAGAAACCUUGUAUAACCAGCUACAAGCAAACGACAACCAGGUUCAACAAGGUCAAAUCAGCUUAAGGUGGUCAAGCUGGUUUGGGGAACAUGGUAGCUAGUUUUUUACUGGUCCAAAGUGGCCAGCUGGUACUUCAUGUGCUGGUACUACCAGGUGUUCAAGUUGGUGUUUGGAACUGGUUUAUUGCUGGUCCAAAGUGGUCAACCAACUUGACUAAGAUUGUCUAACUUGUUGACCAGUUCCCCAUCAGCUGAUGGCCCAGCCGUCAACCACCUAAACAAGGUUUGGACCUUCUAGAAGCAAUUUACAACCAGAUAAGCUAGUUUUAGCUGGACUGUCCAGCAGGGGGUGAUUCAUUUAUAGUUUAAUCUCAUGAAGGUUUAAUCUCAGUUUAACAAAAUACUAGAUGUUUCCUAAAGCAGCAUAUAGAGACGGUAUAAAAAAUCUUAUUUUUUAAAUAAGUGGUAUGUCCACGGAUGCCAAGAUUGUUAAAUGACGUGCGCUAGAUAUAAAAAUGUGUGUAUAUGUGUGCGAGCGAUCAGUGUUACAACACCCUGAAUAUAAUAUGCUAUUAUUUAGUUUCCACUGUAGAAUGUAAUUCUAGUUACUACUGUAGUUUUAAUCGUUAGUUGUUAGUGUCGUGAUGUUUGUAAGCACAAUUGAUAUGAGCAAGAUGUUUUUUAUCGCUCAGCAAAUUGGUUGAGUGCAGCUGGUAAACAUUGCGAAUAAUCUUGUGCGUGAUGCUGUCCGUGUAAAAUGCAGAACUGUGGCAGGCAUUUGUUUUGGUUGAUGGACCAUGUUUUAAUCGCUAAUUCUUUUGAUGCCUUGAGCGUGUUUGGCCUUCGUUUGAAAUCUGUGCCGUAGGUCAACCGCUGCGCACUGCCGUGACUACUUUUUAUGACGUUUUGUGCACGGUCACCCAUGAGCAUCCACAGGGGGGCGCAUUUUAACGCCCAUAUGGUUAAAAACCAUAGCUGAGAGUUUCAUAUUUUCGUAACUUCCGGUAAUUUUAUUCAGGGCUGGUAGAUGCGUAAAUGCAUCUUCACUAGAGGAUAACAGAGAUGUGAUUCGCGCAUUUCACUGAGUAAAUGUCCUGUGCCAUCUGCCCUCUGAUCUUACACCCUGUCCUAACCAGACGCCACAUAACAAAGCGACAAAUGAUUAAUGCUAUCUCUUCUAUGUUGAGUUAAACUUUUUGUCCUUUGGCAGUCGUGACGAAAGCCGCAAACAAUUUGUCACUUGUUGGGUUUCGGUUAACAUUGUGUUGUGCUGUGUAGCCCCGCCCACAUUGAAACCUAAUUGGACCAAAAUUUUACUCCACAUAGCUUAAUGAACUCAACCAUGUUCUGAUUGUCUGUGAUUGUUUGGCAUUGCACAGUAUUUUCACUUAAAGUGAGAACAAAAAAAUUGUCCUGGAAACUUGCUGUCACGCCGCCACGACGUGAUGUGCUGACGUGUGUGUGAUAAACAGAGUGAAAGUGUGUAUUAAAGAGUAAAUGUGUUUGUGAGAUGUUUUGCAUGUUUUGCACGGAAGUAUUGUUGAUAUUAUUCACACUACAGAGAUUCACCUUUAUGAAACGGUUUAUUAUAGUGUAUGUUUACCAUUCCGUUAUUUGAUAUUUUGGUUCCUGUGCUAGUCUACAAACUUGUAUUGCUUGAUGUGAGAACAUAAUGAAAAUAAACACAAUGUCACUGCGG
This is a messenger RNA of Myxocyprinus asiaticus (Chinese sucker), 4499 nucleotides long. Its product is annotated as endophilin-A1-like. Gene Ontology annotation, cellular component: cytoplasm; glutamatergic synapse; presynapse. Lineage: Eukaryota; Metazoa; Chordata; Actinopteri; Cypriniformes; Catostomidae. Gene Ontology annotation, biological process: synaptic vesicle uncoating. Bases 101 to 1165 code for a protein of 354 amino acids. The transcript has 9 exons. Gene Ontology annotation, molecular function: protein binding. The record is from RefSeq and is a predicted model, not a curated record.